CCGCCCCGCUGCGGUGCUCGGCGGGACUCGUAGUCCUGGUUGGGCGCCGCGGCGGCCGCACGUGUGCUCGCAGCCGGGCCGGGGCCGGGCUCGCCGCCGCCAUGCCCAAGGCGCGGGCCGGGAAGCGGCCGCGGAGGGAGCGCCCCGAGGGGAAGGCGCCCGGGAUCCUCUUCAACACCGGCGCCGGGCAGCACAUCCUGAAGAACCCGCUCGUCGUCAACAGCAUCAUCGAGAAGGCUGCCUUACGACGUACAGAUGUCAUUCUGGAAGUCGGCCCUGGAACUGGCAACCUGACAGUAAAAAUGCUAGAGAAAGUAAAAAAAGUUAUUGCCUGUGAAAUUGACCCUAGACUUGUGGGUGAACUUCAGAAGAGAGUCCAGGGCACGUGUCUGGCAAACAAACUCGAAAUCAAGGUUGGAGAUGUCUUGAAAACAGAGUUACCGUUCUUUGAUGCAUGUGUAGCUAACUUACCUUACCAGAUUUCCUCACCAUUUGUUUUCAAGUUGUUACUUCAUAGACCUUUUUUCAGGUGUGCAAUACUUAUGUUUCAAAGGGAAUUUGCACUUCGUUUGGUUGCAAAACCAGGAACUAAGCUAUACUGCAGACUUUCUAUUAAUACCCAGUUAUUAGCUCGAGUGGACCAUCUGAUGAAGGUUGGAAAGAACAACUUCAGGCCUCCCCCCAAAGUGGAAUCCAGCGUUGUCAGAAUAGAGCCAAAGAACCCACCACCACCUAUCAACUUUCAGGAAUGGGAUGGUCUGGUAAGGAUAGCUUUUGUUAGGAAAAACAAGACACUCUCUGCAGCCUUUAAGUCAAGUGCUGUAGAGCAGUUGUUGGAUCAUAACUACCGAAUUCAUUGUUCCUUACAUAAUAGAGAAAUACCUGAAAACUUCAAAAUUGCAGAGAAAAUACAGACGGUUCUGAAAGAUACAGGUUUCUCUGAAAAACGAGCUCGUUCAAUGGAUAUAGAUGACUUCAUUAGACUGUUGCAUGGCUUCAAUUCAGAAGGCAUUCAUUUCUCAUAGAUUCUACCAGAAGAGUGAAAGAUCUUUAUUUUCUUAUCUAAGCCUUGCUGAAGCGGCAGUGACUGCAAUGAGACAAGCUCUUCUCACAAAAGCAACAGAAUACAGAGUGCACACUGGUUCUUAUUAAGAACAUUACAAUUUUAUCACAGGUAAUGAAGAGGCAAGAAGCUGCAGCUCUGUAUUUUAAAAGCGUUAAAUUCUUUCAGGACUGAAGUGAGAUGCUGGACUUCCACGCAACAGAGUAUGUUUAGAUUUACUGGGUGACAUGCAGAGUGAUGCUGCCGUAACUGAGAUCUCUGUUCUCUGCUCAUGAACUUGAUCUCAGUAUAUUCUUGUAAUACUUACAGUAUAACUCGUCUGUUUAGCAACAAAAAUGGAUUUGUAGUCAUUCCACUUGGUUUUUGUUUCCUUUAAAAUAUAUUUAAACAAAUCCUUUUGAUUUGGGAUGUCCAUUUCUUCCUUUUGUCUGGUAGCUACUAGCAUUCCAAGUCUGUUAGUAACCUACUUCUAUUCAAGAAAUCCCAGUAAGUGUUUUUCAGAAAUGAGCAUUUAUCUUACGGGCAUGGUGUCAGUUGUUGGAAGUAUCACUGAGGGACCUAAAAUUACCAGUGUCAUCUCCUUUACCACCUCCUUACUGCCAUCAGACACCGGUUGGAAUCAGCAGAAAAUUACUAACUGGCCAGUGGUCCUAAACACAGGCAGAAGGUGGUUAUAGCAGGUGUUCAACUGUGAAGUCAGGCAGCUAUUUUUUGUCAGAAAAUUUUGUCAUUUAAGGCCAAGAGGAGGAUUAAGAUAGAUCAAAGCUUUCAGUGAACCUCAAAGCAAUACAUUCAUGUGUCCUGACUUACUGAAGUGUCUUAAUAUAGUUUGGAUUAUGUAUUUGUUACUAAGGACAAGGCAGAGUUUUUUCCCAAGGAAGUUCGCGUUAACUCUACAUAGCAACCAUCAAAAGAAAAUUCCACUUUGAUCUCUCGUACAAUUCAGGAAAACAGUAACCAUUAACUCUGUAGCAUGAAGCAAGUGAUGGCAUAGCUAUGUAUUAACUACCAUAAGGCUGGAUAUCAGGACUGGAUAUCAGAGGGUGGUCGGACACGGAGACAGGCUUCCCAG
Molecule: messenger RNA, 2135 nt
Organism: Anas platyrhynchos (mallard)
Lineage: Eukaryota; Metazoa; Chordata; Aves; Anseriformes; Anatidae
Gene: DIMT1
Product: DIM1 rRNA methyltransferase and ribosome maturation factor
Biological process (GO): rRNA methylation
Cellular component (GO): nucleolus
Molecular function (GO): rRNA (adenine-N6,N6-)-dimethyltransferase activity
Source: RefSeq, a predicted model, not a curated record